CAUGGCAACCCGGGAAGCGGAACGACUUAUCGCGAGACCGAGCUGGUGGCGCGAACUGCAGGUCCCGCCCCCGUGACAUCGCGCGCCUGAGAGUGCGGCUGCUGUGUGCGUGCUAUCAGUGUGCUCAGUGUGCAUCAUCUCCCGCCAGGCAUGGUGACUGAGAGCAAGGGGCAGCCCGGCCAGAGCAGGAACCUGCCAUGGUAUGAGACCGAGUGUGACCGCCUGGGGCUGACAUUACUGUGCUUCUAGUGCGGUCUGUGCUCUGUGACAAGCAUCGUAUAUAGGGAGGGGAGAGGGUUACUACUCUGUAUUGUGUCCCUCCUUGUAAUACGGGGGGACCAUACUGCCCCUUUAAUUAUUGCUCCAUAUUGUGGCCCUAUAAGGGGGGAUCAUGCUGCCCCUUUAAUUAUUGCUCCAUAUUGUGGCCCUAUGAGGGGGGAUCAUGCUGCCCCUUUAAUUAUUGCUCCAUAUUGUGGCCCUAUGAGGGGGGACCAUACUGCCCCUUUAAUUAUUGCUCCAUAUUGUGGCCCUAUGAGGGGGGACCAUACUGCCCCUUUAAUUAUUGCUCCAUAUUGUGGCCCUAUGAGGGGGGACCAUACUGCCCCUUUAAUUAUUGCUCCAUAUUGUGGCCCUAUGAGGGGGGAUCAUGCUGCCCCUUUAAUUAUUGCUCCAUAUUGUGGCCCUAUGAGGGGGGACCAUACUGCCCCUUUAAUUACUGCUCCAUAUUGUGGCCCUAUGAGGGGGAACCAUACUGCCCCUUUAAUUAUUGCUCCAUAUUGUGGCCCUAUGAGGGGGGAUCAUGCUGCCCCUUUAAUUAUUGCUCCAUAUUGUGGCCCUAUGACGGGGGACCAUACUGCCCCUUUAAUUAUUGCGCCAUAUUGUGGCCCUAUGAGGUAUGAGGGGGGACCAUGCUGCCCCUUUAAAUGGUUACUCCAACAUUUCAGUUUAAGUUGUUGUUAGAAUAAUGGUUCCCCUUUACCCCUAGAAAAAGGAAAACAAAGUAAUAUAUAAGAUUUUAUUGACCGUUUCGUUCAGGUGUAUUUUAGCAUAUUUUAUUUUUUGCUGGAAGAUAGAUGUCUGCUACACGGAUAAAAGACUAAAAAUAGUCUGCUACGUGGGAAAAACAAUACAAUAAAUAAAUUAACCCCUUAAGGACGGAGCCAAAUGUACACGUUGUGAACAAAACAAAAUGUAAACAAAACCUGGCAUUUGCGCUACAUGUCUGUCCAACCAUAAUUCACCUCUUUUAUAGUAAAUGCACCCACCCUUAUUAUAUAUCAUUUUAUUCAGGGGAAACAGGGCUUUCAUUUAAUAUCAAAUAUUUAGCUAUGAAACAUAAUUCUAAUAUGAAAAAAAUGGGAGAAAAUACUUUUUUUUUCUUUUUAGUUCUACAUGACAUUUUAACCGUCAAUGUCAUAAUACUGUUUGCUUUUACUGCAAUAAAAUACACAUAUUUGUAUUCAGUAAAGUCUCACGUGUAAGACAGUACCCCCUAUGUACAGGUUUUAUGGCGUUUUGGGAAGUUACAGGGUCAAAUAUAGCAUGUUACAUUUGAAAUUGAAUUAGCCAGAUUGGUUACUUUGAGAUUGUAUAGUAAAGUCUGUGAAUGACUAUCUAUACGUGGCGAGAAUUAUUUCAUUGCAGACAAUCCAAGGUAUUGCAAUGGAUAUAUGUUCCGCCUUUUUAGUAGUUAUUUGGUCACAAACACUGGCCAAAAGCUAGUAUUUGCUCUGUGUGUGAAAAUGCAAAAAACGCCCAAUUUUGCUGUAGUGUCGUGACCAAGUGGCUACCAAAAAAAAAGACUGGACAUACCCCGUUUGCAAUACUGUUGUCUACUAUUGCAAAAUGGUAUGCCAUCAUAGGUAAUUUCAUUCUUGGGCUACCAUAGGUCUCAAAGGCAAAGUAACCAAUCUGGGAGAAUUUUAAUGUGAAAAUGAAACGCAAGUCUUAUAUUUGACGCCAGGUCUUUAGAAAAUCAAUUAUAAAAACCUGUAUAUUUAAGGCAAUUGUUGUAAUUGGAGAUUUAGCGAAUAAAUAUUUAGCUUAAAACAGUAAAGUAUCGCAGCAAUAAUAUCGUUCGCAAGUGCCGCUGCGCGGAAAAUGCAAAACCGGCUACUUUUAUGGCUACUUACCACGUUGUAAUACUUUUACCGUUUUGAAACACUAAUAUUUGUGUUCAGCGAAGUUCCUGAGUAGAACAGUACCCCCCAUGUAUAGGUUUUAUGGUGUCUUGGAAAGUUAUAGGGUUAAAUAUAGUGCUAGCAAAUUAAAUUCCCUUUACUUUCGGCAUGGGUUGUCAGGCAGGUCCCGCUAAUUGUAAUUAAUUAAGAUACCUAAUUAUGUAAAAAUAUUACAUAAAUAUAUAUGUAGAAUUAAUAUAUGUAUGUGUGUAUGUAUAUAUAUAUAUAUAUAUAUAUAUAUAUAUAUGUAUAUAUCUAUAUAAUUUGUAUUUAUAUAUAGGUAUAAAUAUAUAUAUAUAUAUAGUGAUAUAUACGUAUAUAUUUAUGUAUAUAGAUAUAAUUUCGUUCUACGUGUAUUUUGAUAUAGAUAUAUAUAUUAAUUUCACAAUACAGUUAGAAUGAAAUAACACACAUCAAUAUAUUUUUUAAUUAUUUAUUUUUAAUUCUUUUUUUAAUUUUAUUUUUUAACGUAUUUACAUUUUUAUUUUUUUAUAUUAUAUAUAGAUAUAUAUAACAAUAAUUAUAUAUUGAAUCAGUAUCAGUCUGUAAUUUUAUAUUAAAAAAAAAAAAAAAAUAUAUAUAUAUAUAUAUAUAUAUAUAUAUAUAUAUAUAUAUAUAUAUAUAUAUAUAUAUAUAUAUAUAUAUUAAUAGUAAAAUACACCUAGACGGUGUACGUGUGUGUAUAACAAUAAUUAUAUAUAUAUAUAUAUAUUGUAUCAGUCUACGUGUAAUUUGAUAUUAAUAAAUAUAUAUAUUAAUAGUAAAAUACACCUAGACUGUGUACGUGUGUGUAUGUAUAUUUGUGUAUAUAUAUACUUAGAUCAUAUAUAUAUAUAUAUAGAUAUAUAUAUAUAUGUAUGUAUGAUCUAAGUAUAUAUUAUUAUUUUUUUUACACUAUUUAUUUAAUUUAAUUUUCAGCCAGCAGGGGGACCACCUGUCAUUACAGGCAGCCCCCCUGCUGGCAAUGCUGCAGCCAGCUACCCCCGGCCAUGUGAUUGUGGGGUCCUCGCAAGGACCCCACUCUCACAUGGCUGGGGGCUUCCAGGACAUCGGAGGUGCCGCGGGGGGCUCCCUGGGAGUCCCCCAAACCGCACGCUGGCAACCGGGUAAGUACAGCAAGACCGGAGGGCGUACUAUUACGCCCGUCGGCGUUUAGAGCCGCUUAGAAUAGGACGUAAUAGUACGCCCUCCGGUCUUAAGGGGUUAAAUAUGAUCAAUUAUUAACCCCUUCAGGACAGAGUCAAUAGUGCACGUUCUGAUCAAAACAAAACGUAAACAAAAACUGGAAUUUGCGCUAUAUGUCUGUUCAACCGUAAUUCACCGCUGUCACAUUAAGUGCACCCACACUUAUUAUAUAUCAUUUUGUUCAGGAGAAACAGGGCUUUAAUUUAUCAUUAAAGGCCCUGUUCAGCUUAAUGAAGUGGUCUGGGUGCCAGGUCCCUCUAGGGUUAACCCAUUUUUUUCAUAAACAUAGCAGUUUCAGAGAAACUGCUAUGUUUGUGAAUGGGUUAAGCCUUCCCCCUAAUCCUCUAGUGGCUGUCUCAUUGACAGCCACUAGAGGCGCUUGCGUGCUUCUCACUGUGAUUUUCACAGUGAGAGCACGCCAGCGUCCAUAGGAAAGCAUUAUGAAUGCUUUCCUAUGUGACCGGUUGAAUGCGCGCGCAGCUCUUGCCGCGCGUGCGCAUUCAGCCGACGGGGAGGAGAGAAGGAGGAUCGGAGGAGGAGAGCUCCCCGCCCAGUGCUGGAAAAAGGAGAGCUCCCCUUUUCCCCUUUCCAGAGCUGGGCGGGAGGGGGUCCCUGAGGGUGUGGGCACCCUCAGUGCACUAUAGUGGUCCUUUAACUAUUCAUAUAUGGAACAUAAUUUAUUAUGAAUAAAAAAAAAAAUGUGAGAAAAUAAGAUUUUGUUUUUUUCAUUUGUAUUUCCGUCUGACAUUUUAGCUGUGAAUGUCAUAAUAAUGUUAUGUUUUACUGCAAAAAAAAUGCACAUAUUUGUAAUCAGCGAUGUCUCACAAGUACAACAGUACCCCCCAUUAACAGGUUUUAUGGUGUUUUGGAAAGUUACAGGGUCAAAUAUAGAACGUUCCAUUUUCAAAUUUAAAUUUGCCAGAUUAGUAAUGUUACUUUUGAGACGGUGUGGUAGCCUAGGAAUGAGAAUUACACCCAUAAUGGCAUACCAUUUGAAAAAGUAGACAACCCAAGGUAUUGAACGUGGGGUAUGUUUAGUCUUUUUUAGUAGCCACUUAGUCACAAACACUGGCCAAAGUUAGCGUUCAUAUUUGUUUUUGUGUGAAAAAAAGCAAAAAAAAACAAUAUUUGGCCAGUGUUUGUGACUAAGUGGCUACUCAGAAAGACUGGACAUACCCCACUUGCAAUACCUUGGGUUGUCUACUUUUGCAAAUGGUAUGCCAUCAUGGGGGUAAUUCUCAUUCCUGGGCUACCAUAUGCUCUCAAAGGCAACAUAACCAAUCUGGCAAAUUUCAAUGUCAAAAAAAUGAAAUGCAAGCCUGAUAUGUGACUUCUAACUUUCCAAAACACCAUAAAACCUGUAGUUGAUGGGGGUACUCGUUAUUCUCGGAGACUACACUAAACACAAAAUUAGUGUUUUAAAACAGUAAAACAUAUUACAACAAUAAUAUAGUGCAUAAAAGUGCCGCUUGUUUGCAAAAAUAAAAAAAAGUCAUUUACUUAAAGUAUCAUUGAAACACUAAUUUCAGUUCAGCUUAAGUCUUCCAAGUAAAACAGUACCCCUAUGUACAGGUUUUAUGGUGUCUUUGAGAGUUACAGGGUCAAAUAUAGUGCUUAUGAAUUAAAUUCUGCACUUUCUCCCUGUGUUGUCAGGCAUGUCAAUCAAAUUUUAAUUAAUCAAAUUACAUAUUUUAUGUUAAAAGAUUACUUAAAUAUACAAUGUAGAAUUUUAAUAUAUAUGCAUUUAUAGGUAUUUAAAUUCUACGUAUACUAAUGUAAUCUUUUGCGUAAUAUAUAUAUAUAUAUAUAUAUAUAUAUAUAUAUAUAUAUAUAUAUAUAUAUAUAUAUAAUCAUUCUUAAAAACAGUUAGAAUGAAAUUACAAAUGAAUAUAUAAUUUAUAUAAAAUUUAGUUUCAAUAUUUUAUUUAUUGUAAUUAUGUGUGUGUAUAUAUGUAACGUCAUUCUAAGUGUAUUUUAAUACUAAUAUAUGUAAUUAUAUUAAUAUUAAAAUACACUUUGUAUGAAGUUAGAUAUAUAUAUGUGUAUAUAUAAUAUAUAUUUCUAUUUUAUUUUAAACAUGUUUAAUUCUUUUUACUUUCCCACCAGCAGGCAUUUCAGACAGCCCCCCUGCUGGCAGAUCCACAGCCAGCUAUAGGGGGCCAUGUGAUUGCUCUUUGAGAGCGAUUACAUGGCCCCCGGGGGCCUCAUUUGCCAGGGGAGGGCUGUCAGGCAGCCCUCCAGAAGACGAUCGCGGCGGAGGAAAGUCCACCGGACCUCCAGGGGCAGAAAGCCGUUACGGCGUUCUAUGCCGCCGCAACGGCUUUAAAGCCCUUUUAGUGUGGGACGGCAUAGAACGGCGUUAAGGGUUGAAAGACUAAAAACAAUACAUUUUAAAUAUGAACAAUUAUUAAAUUUUUCAUUAACCCCUUAAGGACCAAACCUCUGGAAUAAAAGGGAAUCAUGACAUGUCACACAUGUCAUGUGUCCUUAAGGGGUUAAACUAAGUAUGGUGGCAGGAAGACCGGUAGUUUUAAGAAUUAAAUUUUUACACCCAGGCAAAGUUAUGCAACCAGCCGACAUUACAACCAAGAUUUGAAGGCUAUCUCUGUUAGCAUACCAUCUCCCAAAUCCAGACACUGCCAUGAUGUGGUUAGCUAGAAAGGCUUCUACUUUCUGACACCAUGGACUGUGGCAAUUGUAAUCUGACUCGCCGGCUGAUGACAUACACACAAGGUUUUGAUUGCGUGAGAUGGAAGUGCCAAACAAGUGGAUUUGUUAGAAGCAUAAGAGCGGAGUCACCUGUCUCUGAAACAAAUCACAAUAAUGAUGUAUUGCUUUGCACAAAAUCUGACACAACUUGAAGCCAAGAUUGAAAAGAAGAAAACUGUUGUUGAUUGGUUCAAUUUGAGGGACGAGAUGUGUAAUUAUUUAGAUCGUCAUGCUACUGAGCUGGGAGGCUUUGAUGAUAACGGUGAACCCAUAGUGGUGGAAAUAGAAGAAUCCAAAUAAAGAAUCCAUUGGGUGUUUGGUGGAAUUAAAAGGAUGUCUGGUCGAUGUUGUUUGGUGGAAGUUACAGAUCGUAUAGCUGCAACCGUGGAUCAACUCAUCUUGGAUCAUUUCUUACUUGGAACCCAUAUAAUUUCUGACGGGUGGGCUGCAUACCGAAACAUUGAUCAACUCCACAAUGGAAUUUAUAUGCAUUCCGUAGUGGUCCAUGAACUUAACUUUAUCGAUCCACGGGGCGCACAAGUGCAUACACAGAACAUUGAGAACUUAUGGAUGUGUGCGAACUAAAGCAUCAAUUCAGAACAAGUCGUGCAUUGUUUUCUUCAUUUACGGAAAUUUGAGUUUCGCUCGUCUAUUGAGAAACAAUGUUUUCUGGGGUUUGGGAAACAAAAUGCUCAUCAUUGCUGGGAAUUAUCAGGUUUAAUGGGAGAGUUGUGUACCAUAGGAUGGACCCAGUUACUACUGUUAAGUCAGUUACUGUUGUUAAUAGUUCUCAUUACAAUAUUUUGACUGUUAAUAAUAAAAUACGCUAUUUGAUUUUAGUAAAAUUUAAAAAAGAAUACAAUACGCUAAAACACACUUUUACCAGAUUUAUACUUGCCUAAAGUCAGGAAAACAUCAUCGCAGCAGCAUGAAAGCAGAAGUCACAAGCGAGGGGGGAACUAGCCCAGUCUGAUACAGUAUCCAUGUAUCCCUAGGUAAAAGAUGAUUGCUAUAAUUUAAAUGGACCCGGAGGGUGGGGGGGACCUAAAUACCCUAUAGUGCCAGGAAAACGAGUUUGUUUUCCUGGCACUAUAGUGGUCCUUUUAAAGCAUUUCAGCUUGUUUAACUUUGUCAUUGCAGGUUCUUGUUUUAUAAAGUACCUAGUUCAUGCAAAAUCAAAACUUUUCUAAAGUCCCUUAGUAUCACUGCCCUGGCUGUCAAGGAGGCAUUUGUGAGGGUUUCUUGCCUCACUCGCUCUGAACUGUAGUUCUCUGAGAAACAUUGUUGGUGUUAGUACCAUUUGGCUAAGGGAAGGGGGUUUCAAGAUUUUGCAGUUUAGGUAGGUGUUAUGUGAUGAAAGUUUUGGCCAUUUAGCAAUGACUUGUAAAUCUAUUCCUGUUUAAGUGAUUAUGUAAUUAUUAGAAAGAAAUGUUAUGUUGUUGAUUUUGUAAUAUAUAUUACCCACAGGGUGGAAAAGUAUCGACCGCAGACACUAGAUGACCUGAUUUCCCAUCAAGAUAUCUUGAGUACAAGUAAGUUUGCCAAGGGCUUUUAUACCUUGAUUUUAUUAAAUGGACCUACAAUGGAAAAAGUUUGGUUUAGUUUUGUUGUGCCUUUUUUUUUUUUUGUAAGGAAAAUGAUGUAGUAUAAGACAUCUUUGUAUUCUGAGUUUAAUAAACAGUUCACAUGUCGAUACCUAUACUGGUCCCCUCCGAUCACAAGCGAAUGGCGCUUUAACUCUGAAUAUUUUUUUUUUCAUGCUAUUUUGGUCUUCCAAUGGCUGGCUCCACCUCCAUGGCUGAGCUAAUCAAUCUUGAUGAUCUCAGCCAAGCCAAGGCUUUCCUAUAAGUGUAUCUGUGGCAAAACAUUGCACUAUGCCAAUCAUCAUCUCCUCAGAUUACACAGUGCAGCACUGAAAUCGUAAGCACCUCUAGUGGCUGUCUGAUUGACUGCCACUAGAGGGGUUACUAGGCAGCAUUGUAAACACUGCUUUUUAUUUGCUCAGCCUGCAGGGUCAUGUUAUUGGCACUAUAAUCACUACAUUAAGCAAGAGUGGUUCUGGUGACUAUAGUCUCCCUUUAAGUGAAAAUUGCUGUGAAUUUAAAGUGAUUUCUGAAUUUUAUUCUUUUUCAAGAGUAUUCAGUUUUUAAUUUUAACUAUUUUGGCCUUAAAUUUGAAAUUCCCUUCUGAAUUCCUGUAAUUUCUGACUUUAGUGAAUGACCCUGUCAUUGUGUAAAUGCAAGGGCAUGUAUUGGUAUGUCUAGUUUGUGCAUGUGGGAUUGCAGAGGUGUGCGUGCACCUGUCUGCCUGCGACUGUGUGUGCGCCUGUCUGCUUGAGUGCACGUGACUGUCUGCCACUGUGCGCUUGUCUGCCUGCGACUGUGCGUGUGUGUGCCUGUCUGCGACUGUGUCACAGUAUUAUGUGACAUACUUAGUCCGACCCUCUGUAAUGCAUGGGAGACAGUCUGGCACAUCUUCUUCCACUUCUGUUGGCUGCAUACCAUAAGUAGCUGUGUUCCAAGCUCCGGUCAAUCAGUGUGUUUCUGCGGAUUACCAGAGGAGAAGUUGACCACUGUAAAUGCCUAAGCUAACGAGACCGUUACUCAUAGUCUGCACCUGGUGAAGAGGCAGACCAGAUUCCCAGCACACUAGUACACGAUAGAUCAACAUUCCCCCUUACUGCAACGUAAUAGGGAAAACGGAAUGAAUAUUUGUUUUACAAUAAUUAUUCAUUUAAUAAAUACCCUAUACAAAUAUAAAUAUAUAUAUAUAUAUAUAUAUAUAUAUAUUACACACACACACCAGUUAAUAACUAUAUAAACAUGCAACAAGGUUGUCAAACUAUUUUAGCUCAUCAAUGGGAGAUUCAAGUACAACGUAUCUUUUACAUAAUCAUGCAUUAUUGAAAUUUAUUAUUUCCCUGCAUUUUGUUUCAUUUUUUUAUUCUUUUUUGCAGUGUAGAUAAUUACAGAUAUGCCUGUGUUCAACCUGUUUUUUUUUUUUUGUUUUUUUUUUAUUCACAAUCUGCAUAAGUUAUUAAAAAUGUUAAUUAUGUCACUUUCUGAUGAGGUAAAAACUGACUAUGAGAACAUGUACUAUCUAUAUUACGCAGUUCAGAGGUUUAUCAGUGAAGACAAACUUCCUCAUCUUCUACUGUAUGGACCGCCUGGCACUGGGAAGACCUCUACUAUACUAGCUUGUGCAAAGCAGCUAUACAAAGACAAAGAGUUCAACUCCAUGGUGUUAGAGGUAUUCAUAAGCAUUGUUUACUAAGAAAAGACACUUAAUGAUGCUCCAAACCCUGACACAAAAUUAAAUUCACUGCUAUCAGUUUAGAUAAAAUUACAAUGUUUUAUCAUACUGAUAGGCCACAUAUAGCUGUAAUAUAUCACUUAAUCUGUAACUCAAGAGCUGACCAAUAGCAAUUAACAGUAAAAUUAUAAUUUUUAUUGUGAGGUGCCUGCACUCUGUAACCCCUCAAAUAGUGGCCUAACGUAUAGAUUAAUGUAUUUUUAGCAAGACAAUACAUGUAAUAUGUAUCCUAACCCUUAUCUUUUGCAGAAACUGUCUCUGUGUAAAAAGGAAAGUACUACAGUGUGUGCAUCUCUAGCAAUGAGUUGAACAUCACAUCCUAUAGCAGUGUACAUUCUGACACUUCUGUAGAAGUUGGCCAGAGCCAUUAAAAUGUCAAUGUGUAACUAAGAGUAGAACAAAUUUGCACAUGGCAGUGCUGUUAGAUCCUAAAUGUUUAACCUGCCAUAUGUUCAACUAAGCCAAACAAAAGAUCUAAAGAUUCAGUACUCUGAAUAACUGUCUCAUUGAAAAGAUAUCCCCUUCCAUUAAAGGGACACUUUACUGCCCAGGGACAUUUUUAAAAACACUAUUUAGUAGCUAUACCCCCAGUGAAAAUAUGUAUGCAUUUUCAUUGCAUUACAACAUUUGCAAACCCUCCCUCUCUUCCCCAGCCCAGACUUUUUGUGGCUGUUGAAUUACAGACUUCACAGUGCAACUCAAUGAGAAGUCUUUGCAAGGUGUGUUCUCUGGCUAAUUGCCUGCCUCCUGUGUCCCUGUCCCCUUAACCUUGCAAUCUUAAAAUUGCAAUUUCAGAGAAACUGCAAUGUUUUUAUAUUGCAGGGUUAAGACUGCCUCUAGUGGCUGUCUUUCAGACAGCCACUAGAGGCGCUCCUGCAACAACAUGAAACAAUGCUGGACGUCCUUACACUGUGCAUGAGCAUGUCCAGCACCUUCAAAAUCCUCAUAGGAAAGCAUUAAUUCAAUAUUAAUAGCCACAUGCCGCUCUCCGCACGUGCACAUUAGCUUCUCCCGAGGGACCUCUGCACUAAAACAACCUUGUGGCUGAGGGACACUAUAGUGUUCCUUUAAUGGACAACUGUUUUCACUGGGUCAGACACUGCUAAUCACACAGAGCACCCAGAUUAACCCCAGCAACGGGCAAGUUAAACUGAGAAGUUGGUCAGAUAACUGUAGAGUCUGACCCAAUAUUUUUUUGAUUGUGUAAACACUGAACCAGAUAGCUAAUAAAUUUCCACCAUAGGAAUGUUGUCUAAGAAGCUAAAUAUUGGAAAGGGAAGAUCUUUCUGCUACAUGACAACUGUUUAGAGCUUUGUUUGUUUUUGUUCAGUUGAAUGCUUCGGAUGACAGAGGGAUAGACAUCGUUCGAGGACCAAUACUAAGUUUUUCUAGCACUCGGACUAUAUUCAAGUAGGUAAUCGUUUUGUUACUGUUGGGUUUUUAAUAUCACUUGCUAUUAACAAGUAUUUAGGAAGAUUGCAUCGGUGCUCGUUCUAUCAUGGUUAAUUUGCAAGUUCAAAUUAAAUGUUUUUUUUUUUUUUAAUAUGGUUAAUUGCAUAACCUACUUGGCGUUUUUAGGAAAAAUAUAAAUUCAUUUUUUAUGUAUUAUUCUUUCACACUAUCUUGUUUAUAUGUCUUGCUUUCUGCCCAUUUUUUAUUUAUUUUAUUUAUAAAACAGUCUCUAACUUGUUACUUGUACAUGGCAGUGACAUUCCCUUUAUGUAUUUCUGUACUGUAAUAAUCUUUGCUAAAUGUUGGUGAGAAACUUUAUUGGUUGACUACCUAUUUUAGUUUUAAUGUUCACCUAAUUUAUUUAUUUUAUUUUUCUUUGCAAUUUACUAUAAAAUAUAAAUCAUUGCUCUAGAUCCCUUUUUGUGAAGGUGGGGAUAUAUGGUGUAUAUUGCCAUUUAGGCGUUAAAUCACUUUGCUUAAGCAACCCGAGCCACACCUACCCUGGCUGUGUUUCUCAUCUUUACACUCACUUUACAUUUAGACAUUCUUAUUGCCUGCUUUGUUAAUAACCUGCUAGAGUCUGCAACAGUCUCCUUUGUGUGAUUUAAAGGUCAACUAAUAGAAAGAGAGAUAAGAACAUUAAAAAAGAUACUCACCUCCCUCCCCCUUUCCUCCUCUUGGAGGCUGUGAGAGUCGCUGGCAGCGAAGGUAUGGCUCCAACGUCCAGAACAAAAUCAGCACCAUGCUGAUGAGACCCAAAAAGUCGAAACUGCAAUUUGUGUCUGGUUUCUGGUCACUAAUCCUUUUUUAAAAAAAAAAAAAUGUUUUAUUAAAUGAGCCUGUGCUGAAGAGGUCAUACUAGAAUUUUUUUUGUUUGAAACGCGAUGCCUGUCUGCUCAUUUGCAAGUGAUGUGUGUGUGUGUGAGCUAUUGGCAAGUAGAAAUAAAUUAAACCCUGGUGAGUAUGCUAUAGCUUUUAGUGGCAAGUAACUUGUUUAAGGCCUGUGUGUACACAAUUUACACAAAUGUAAAUUUUUACAUUAAUACCUUGAGCUUUCAUUAUUUUCCCUCUGUUCUCCAUUGCUGCUCACCUGUAUCAGUACUGAGGAGGGAGAGGAAAUAACUUAGCAGCUUUGUUCCUGGCAUCUAUAACGGAAGCUGGUUAUUUAUGAUAUUCCCACUGCACUUGCACUUCUGGACAUGUGUAUUAAGGCAGCUUGCUGGUAGAAUAAAAUUUUAAAUUGAUUCCUCCUGGUCCUGUCUGGAUACUGCACAGGAGUGUGAGGAGAGCUUAGAAAAAUGUAUGUUGCUGCAUCAAAGAGACACUGCGUCUCCAAAUUUAUACCAUUGCGGAAAAUUGUAAACCUAUUGUCUCCUUUAACUCCUCUGGGUAGAAGAGUAGAUUGAGAAUAAUCAAGCAGUCAAGUGUAUGCUGAGAUCUUAUGAAAUCAGGACAAACAAGAAAUAAUUAUUAGAUCACAGUUUUUGCCAAUAUGGCACCCUGUAAUUGCCAUGAACAUCUUCUAAUAUUUUUUUAGAAACCUUUGUAAUUGACUUCUCUACUUGCUGCCUCUGUGUUUCAAUGUGUGUAAACCACAUACAUUGCAGCUAUACAUUAGAAACAUAGAAUGUGACGGCAGAUAAGAACCAUUCAGCCCAUGUAGUCUGCCCAAUUUUCUAAAUACUUUCAUUAGUCCUUGGCCUUAUCUUAUAGUUAGGAUAGCCUUAUGCCUAUCCCACGCAUGCUUAAACUCCUUUACUGUGUUAAUCCUCUACCACUUCAGUUGGAAGGCUAUUCCAUACAUCCACUACCCUCUCAGUAAAGUAAUACUUCCUGAUAUUAUUUUUAAACCUUUGUCCCUCUAAUUUAAGACUAUGUCCUCUUGUUGUGGUAGCUUUUCUUCUUUUAAAUAUGGUCUCCUCCUUUAUUGUGUUGAUUCCCUUUAUGUAUUUAAAUGUUUCUAUUAUAUCCCCCCGUCUGGAUUUUGUUUUCCGUUUUGGUUUUUCCUCUCCUAGAUAUGAGUAGACUUUGCUAUAUGUACUUGGACUUUUUACCAAUCUGUCCUAUUGUACUGAUAAAGCAAUCUGAUUUGCAUGCCUCUCUGUCUGACAUCUAUUUUGCUGUUGCAGGAAAGGCUUCAAGCUUGUGAUCUUGGAUGAAGCUGAUGCAAUGACUCAAGAUGCUCAAAAUGCUCUGAGACGAGGUAAAAUAGCUCACACUUUCAUAUGCCUGGAAACACUACAGAAUUGCUAGCUCUACAUAAAUCUUGAGAUAGACAUAACAAUCUGCCAUCUCUUUAUGCUACAAAAGCUGUAUUUAUAUAGUCAGCUUAUCUGUGUUGCUUGUAACUAAAUAUUACAUUUGAAAAUAUUGACAUUGCUCUGAAAUUAGCCUAAAUGUUUGUAGAUGGCUUUUUAUUUGGGAAGGAAAGUCUACUUUUUAAAAAAUUUGUUGUUUUGGGUUUUUGUUUUUACCAAUCAAGAACGGAAUCGGCUUGUCCAUUUCUGUUCCUAUGUAUGGUGUAGCCCAUAUGGGCAUCCAACAGACAGAUGUCAUAAAUAAAACAUGUAUGGUUUUCUGCCACAGAUUUUGGAUGGGCAUAAUGAGGUUUGUAUAUGCUGCAGUGUGUUUUUUGAGAAAAAAAAGUGUCCUUUAGUAGCUUUUGUCCUUGUUGGUUGACGACUUUUAACUCCCAUGUUUUUGGUAUGGUAUGUUGGUGGAUAACCAGAACAGUCUCCAUGUCUUAUGGCUAUUCCUUUACUGUUUGCUUAGCUUUGUCAUGGAAUGAAGCUCUGUAACUUAGUAACUGUUGAGUUUUAUUCUGCAUUCCUGUUUUGGGUUUCCUUUUCCCUAUAUUACUUAAAUUUCAUCUGGCAGCUCAAGGAAUUAAGGUCUAUAUCUGUGUAGCUAUCCACACACUGUAACAGAAUGCCAUGGACUUCUUCAAUUUAGAUAUCUGUGCUUUAAACUAAUCCCUUAUGCAGCGCUGGGGGACCCCCAAAUGAACACCACCGUUCACAUGUUAAUGGUUCAUAAAGUACUGCCACAUGCUUUAACGCGUAGCAACAUAAUAAAGUGUAUUCAUUUCUAGGGGCGUGAUGUAAAUUUGUACCAAUCAAAAGUUAACACAUUUUCAAAGCACUGCAUUUUGGGGGCCAUAAACCCAGCCCAUCAUUAUCCAACUGGCAUUACUUCAUCUCUGUUAGAAGCAAGUGAUUUCUCAGUUAUUUGUUGCGUAGUCAAAAAUUAAUUUGCUGGGAAAAACAGAAAAUACAAAUGCUCUUGAAAUGUUACAGCUAGUUAGUAAAGCAUAAAACAAAGAAAGGGACUAUCACCUAAAAUUGUUAUAUCAAAAGGCAAAAAAAUAAUUUCCAUUACACAUCAUGUAAUAACAUUGACUUUUGUUUUCUCCGAUUUUUAGCAAAUACCCUCCAUUAAAACGAAACUCUGAGACCAGAUUUAUUGUAUGCUUUUGUUUAAAUGGCAUGUAAUUGUUUUGUUUACUUUUCUAAUUCUAUUUUAUCAAAUCUUUGGCAUUAAUUAUAAUGCCAAACUGGGUGAUAUGUAUACUAUUAACAUACCACAAAAGAUGAUUAUGCAUAUGUUGAGUCUUAUGUUUUCCUCUUUUGUUUCAGUGAUUGAGAAGUUCACAGAGAAUACUCGCUUCUGUCUCAUCUGCAAUUAUCUGUCUAAAAUAAUCCCAGCUUUGCAGUCCAGGUGUACAAGGUUCCGAUUUGGCCCCCUCAGUUCAGAGAUGAUGAUUCCAAGGUUGGAACACGUAGUGCAACAAGAAAGGUGACUAUUGAGAUCCGUGUGUUUUUUGUUUACUUUUUUAUUAUAGAAAAGUUAUAAUUAUAUUUCCUUUUAGAUUUGAUUGAAAUCAUUGGACUUAUUAUCAUUUGAGGUGAAGAAUUGUGGUAGCGGUAACCAUAUCACCGUGAGAUAUUGACAAAUAUAUUCAUAAUGCACUUCCUACAAACUUCCUGAAUAUUGCAGUAUAUAGAAUCUGUUGAAUUUCUUCAGUUCCUUUCUGUAGGAUGUCUGUCUUUGGAAUUGGGGAAUGUAUUCUAAUAUUCUUCCAGUAAGGUGAAUACAUUUGAGUCUGCAUCAUUAUCACAGGUUUUAUAGACAUUUGCUGACUAUUUCAUAACACAUUUUUUUACAAAACAAGUAUUGUAUAUUACUUUUUUUCACAAUUUUAUUUUGUGCAUUUUCUAAACUUGUUGCUAAAAUGUAUUUUGUGUGAAUUUUUAUUUUUUUAAUGAAAGCAUUUACUUUUAUUGAGGGAAGUAUCCCCUUUUUAAAUCUGUUUCCUGUCUUUUUAUGUUGUAUGUAAGCAUUAAACCCUAUGGUUAUGAUGUCCUGGUUUUUCAUAUUUGUAUUUUUAAAUACCAUAUAUUUUUUUUAUUUAAAUUUUUAUCCUGACUAACAUCUUGUUUGCUGCAUGUCACAUAUCUGCAGAUACAGUCAGUAUUGAUUUCUUCUAUAUUCAUGUUGCUUCUGUCUUCCAUUCAUAAUACUUUUCACAGUUCAUUCAGUUUGCUAUUGGGAUUAUUGGAAGCAGUAGCUGUCUGCAAAUUAAAAUCAUAGUGGAAAAGCAAAUUAGACCCAUGAUUUAAAAAAAAAGAAAAGCCACACAUACACAGUUUAUAUACUUAUUUAGCGGUCUUCUACAGGCUCCUUGUUUUCAAGCUUGUCAUUCACUCUCUGGCUGAGCUUGGUAUGUUCUGAGACUCGACCCUAGUAACACAAAGUGAGUGGCAUAGCUAAGGAGGUGGGCUUAGGCGCCCUUUUUUUUUAAAUCUAAAUAUAAUCAGUGACAUCUGCAGAGUAUCUGAGGCCAAAAACUAUCAAAUAAGCAUAAGUUGUGUUGGUGCCUAUAGUGUCUGCUAACUAAUUAAAAAAUGAUCACCUGAGGAUUAAAAUAAAAUAAGUUAAGCCUCAGUGGUUAAAAAAAAUACUAUGAAAUAAUAUGAUCUGUAUGUUUAACACUGCAGACAGUGAUCAAAGGGCAAGAAAGGGGUUACAUUUUAUUAGAAAGGGAUGGGGAGGGUGGGAUUUUCGAACUAGGACACCAAGGCAGACUGCAGCAGCAUGUCUGAAUGCAGCAACAUUUGCAUCAAUCUGGGGUUAAUAUUAGUAAUGAAUGAAAAUUUUUGUCCAGCGUCCUUAAGGGGUUAAUGCAGCAUGGCUAUAUUCACAUUGUAAAAUUAUGAACUUUAUAUUUAGUAUUCAUUUGCACUUAAAGGACCACUCUAGGCACCCAGACCACUUCAGCUUAAUGAAGUGGUCUGGGUGCCAGGUCCCUCUAGGAUUAACCCAUUUUUUUUAUAAACAUAGCAGUUUCAGAGAAACUGCUGUGUUUAUAAAUGGGUUAAUCCAGCCUCUAAAGCCUCUAGUGGCUGUCUCAUUGACAGCCGCUAGAGGCGUUUGCGUGCUUCUCACUGUGAAAAUCACAGUGAGAAUACGCCAGCAUCCAUAGGAAAGCAUUAUGAAUGCUUUCCUAUGAGACCGGCUGAAUGCGCGCGCAGCGCCUACCGCGCAUGCGCAUUCAGCCGAAGAGGAGGAUCGGAGGAGGUGAGCUCCCCGCCCGGUCGCUGGAAAAAAGUAAGUUUAACCCCUUUCCUCUCCCCAGAGCCCAGCGGGAGUAGGACCCUGAGGGUGUUUUCCUGGCACUAUAGUGGUCCUUUAAAAUUGUUUGGUUUACUUUGCUGUUGUCUGCAGACAUUACCCUUUUAUGUUCUUUUAGUACUUUCCUUGCAAUACUUUCAUUGUACCAGGCUCCUGUUUUUUAUAACCUUUUUUUUUCUCUGGUAGUGUCAACAUUAGCCCAGAUGGAAUGAAGGCUCUGGUGACUCUGUCCAAUGGAGACAUGCGUAGAGCUCUGAAUAUACUGCAGGUUAGAUUUCAUGUUAACACUUGCAAGGACUGAAAUUCAGCAAUGGUUGUGAUCUAGAUAAACAAGGCAUUUGCAGCAGUUCUUGUAUUAUUGUACAAAUUUCAUUCUUUGUUUUUACUGUUGUGCACAAAAGAUUCAAAACUACCAGGGUCAGGUAAAUACCCAUAUCUAUAAAAGUAAUAAAGUACAAUCAAAUGUUUGGGGGGUGGCUGUUAUUGGCAGUGAAAAUAUUUUUGUGGGUCACACCCAUCCAAACAAGCCUCUGCUUAAGUUUCUAAUACCUAGUUUCUCAUUGCAGAAUUCGCAGAGUGUUCACUGGUGCUUUACAGUAAGCCAUAUUAGCCAUCUAGUGUAUGACCUGUGACAUAAUCAUUGGUGAGGUGCUGCCCUGAGUGGCAAUGGGAGAGUGAUACAUGCAACACCCCCUCUCCCUGCUUUGCAUUGUCCCAUGCAGUAGAGUAGCAGAGUGGUAUCAAGACAGAGUACUCUGUUUGCUCUGGCUCAUCAGUUAGCAUGGUGCAUUCAUCCUGCACUGUGAGUGGAGAGAAGUUAUAUCCUACCUUCUCUCAACUAACGUGCAGAUUAAGUACAUCAAGCUGACAUGUCGGCCAGAAUAGAUCAAAUGUGCUUUGUCUUGGUACCUCAUUGUUGUGUUGCAGUUGUAGAGGGAUGUCCACACAACUGAGGUGGACAGAGAGAAUGGGUAAAAGACAGAAUAAAUCACUAAUAAUUGAUAAAAUGUAUGUGAAUGAUAUAAGGAAAGAGGGGGUCACAAGAGGAGUAGAAGGACAUCAGACAGUAAGCCCCCUCGCCCACGGACCAGCUGUGCACUUUUAAAAUCCCAAUAAAUAACCUUUUACAUGUUAUCUAGAUUUAAAUUAUAUGCGUUCUUUAGGAAGAAAUAUGGGUAAAUAUGAAUCGUCUGACGGUCUUGCAACUGUGGCUUCUAAAAAACAGUGAGGUACACUGCUCUAGGGCCACAAAUUGUAUAAUGUUAACUUAAUUGUCUGCAACAAUUUUUAUAGAGUUACUCCAAGCAUCAUGGCCACUCAGUGUUUUGAAUGGGUCCUGAUGAUUAAAUAUGUAUAUGCAAAAUUUAAAUAUCGAAACGCAACACAUACAUGUUUGGGUUAGCUGCCAGAGGUGUAACUCUGCCUCUGGCAGUGUCAUUAGGAUUUUGUUAAUUAGCCAGGAACAAGAGUCAAUUACGUGCGUAUUCCUUGCACAGAGGAGCAUUCAUUGGCAUUCAGUUGACACUAUCAGUGAAUGAAUAACCGCCAUUAUCUGCAUCUGGCUUAUGCAGCUUGGCAGAAGCCAUAUGGGUUUGCGCUACCAUUAUUUGAAGCUCAGCACCCAACAGGGCCACACAAAAAAAAGCAAACAUUUGCAAAACAGUUUGCCUAAUUACCAGGGAAUGGCACUAAGGUAUUUCGAAUAAAACCACCACAGUGAGAUCUUUUAAACGGUUUGCCGUCUUAUCUGAUCCUGUUGGCUCCAAACCUCCAAUAAUGACAGCUGAAAUACAUUAUGCUACUGCAAACUGGGGGCAGAUUCGCUGAGAGCAGCUGUUCAUAUUUAUAAUGUGUAAGUGUAAAUUCCACAUUAUCAAAGAGACUGAAGAGUAGGCAGGUAUCUCUGGAUGCCGAGCAGAGUCUGAGGGUUUUGUUUUUCGGUCAGUCCACUCCAAAACAAGUUUAAUAAAAACCAGGGGACAGCAUCUAUGUACUUCUUUUUUUGCAUCAUAUCCACUACAUAAAGCUGUACAUAAAGCUCCCUCAAGUGUUGUUACUCCUGUGUCUGUCUCUCUCCAAGUCAACGGUGCUACCAUCAGCUCCACCACGCAGGCUCGCUGCCUAGGUGUUCUCUUUGACUCCGACCUCUCCUUUAAGCCUCAUUUUCAAUCUAUCGCCAAAUCCUGUCAUUUCCAUCUCAAAAACAUUGCGCGCAUCCGCCCCUACAUAACUCCAGAUGUGACGACGGUGUUGGUCCAUUCCACUGUCCUUUCUCGCCUUGACUACUGUAAUCCGCUUCUCAGUGGUCUUACGUGCUCCCAACUUGCGCCGUUACAGUCCAUAAUGAAUGCGGCAGUGAGGCUCAUCUACCUGUCCGCCCGCACCUCCCACGCCUCACCCUUCUGUCAGUCCCUACAUUGGCUUCCUAUAAAAUAUAGAGCUCAAUUUAAAAUUCUGGUUCUUUCUUUCAAAUUGCUACAGACUGCUGCUCCCACAUCCUCCCUUAUACACAAGUAUGUCCCGUCUAGGCCCUUAUCUGCUGAAGAUCUGCUGAAGACUUCUAUCUUCUGUCCGUUCUCCCACCUCUGAUGCUCGCCUUCAAGAUUUCUCGAGGGCUGCACCGUUCCUGUGGAACUCACUUCCCUCCUCCAUUAGAUGCUCACUCAGUCUCCACUCCUUCAAAAAAUUGUUAAAAACCCACUUCUUCAUAAAAGUGUAUCAAUUAAACUGUUAAUAGCUCCUGACUGAUUCCUCUUCUGCAACUGUCACUAGUCUAAUACUAUCCUUACCUUUUUGUGUCAUUUUACCCCACUCCCUCUAGCAUGUAAGCUCAUUGAGCAGGGCCCUCAACCCCUCUGUUCCUGUGUGUCCAACUUGUCUGGUUACAACUACAUGUCUGUUCAUCCACCCAUUGUAAAGCACUGCAGAAUUUGAUGGCGCUAUAUAAAUAACAUCAUAAUAGUGUUUAGAAUAACUUUUAAUAUUCCUCUAUUCCACCACAAAACACCAUACAUUUCAAUUCUACAGUAGCAAGUUUUUAUAUUGCUUUCUUUUUCAUUUUAUUCUGCAUUUUGUUUAUUCAGAAUUAAGGUGCUAAUUUAUCCAGCUUUGUAUGACCUAAGAUUUCUUUUGCAGAGUACAAACAUGGCAUAUGGGACAGUCACAGAGGACACUGUCUACACCUGCACAGGCCACCCACUGAGGUCUGAUAUAGCCAAUAUCCUUGACUGGAUGUUGAACAAAGAUUUCACUUCUGCAUACAAAAGUAUCCUUUUGAGUUGUUUGUGUGUGUGGUUAAGGGACUACAAAAUAGUAUUGUAUUGGUAGCUGAUAGGGGAUGGUAUUUAAUUUGGCUAUACACUUGUGGCUUGUCCUUGGGUUGCUGAGAACAUAUCCUUAACCCCUUAAUGACACAUGACUGAAAUAUUCUGUCAUUAUUCCCUUUUAUUUCUGAAGCUGUGUCCUUAAGGGGUUAAAUUACUUUAACUAGUUUGAUCCUAGAUUGGAGUGAAAAUAAUUAUUACAGCUAUAGAGGGCUGUGUUUGCUCAGCCCACCUUGUCUGUAGACCUUUUUUCCUCCCUUCCAACAAAAAUAUACUUAACUCGUUGAUUGUAGGCAUAAUGGAGCUGAAAACCUUAAAGGGCCUAGCACUUCAUGAUAUUCUCACAGAGGUCCAUCUCUAUGUACACAGAGGUAAUGCUGUAUUACACAAAAUCUACAUUUAUAUUGCUAUCUGAGUGUAUGUGGACACUUUGAUAUACAAACCUUUACUUUUGGUACUGUUUGAGUGCUCCAAUGUAACUUUAUUUGGGCUUUUUUUCCUAUGUAUUUUGGACUAAAGAGUGACAUCUUCAUAGUUCUGGCUCCAUCUGAUACAAAAGCAUACCUGAAAUUUUGGUUGUGCUACCUGAAUGAGGGAUAUAGCACUCCUAUAGCAAAUGAUUUUUUUUUUUUUUAUUAUCUACUUACUAGACAUGCCAAAUACUAUUGGUCCAGUAGAGGGCGCUCCAUUAAUUGUAUUGUAGGAUGUGGUUAUUUUACAGGCUGUCACCUUAUCAGACACAAAGCAAAUGCUACAUUAGUAGUAAAAUAGUCUGUAACAACAAAAGUAGUUUAGCCUGCAGUAUUGGUUAGCUAUCUGGAGAGGUUUGUUUUAAAUACUGACUUGCAAAAUGUCGAACAGACUAGUCAACUUAUCAGUUAUGUGUAGUGAAUACUCAUAAGCAUGGAUCUACAUUUCCAUUUACCACUAGCAUUGUCGAGUGAAACUAGCCCUGGAGCGAAUAAGCUUACCCCUGAAGUUUAUGCUAUAGUUCGCAUAGGACUUCUAAUUUUUAACCCUGAUUUAAAGGGUAAAAUUAUUGUACUAAAACAUCAACUAUGUAGAAUUGCAUUCGUCCUGCUUGAAAAUAGUGCUGUUGGUUCUUUGGUUGACACCAUAUUAAGUCCAGUAUUUGAGGGCUUAUGAGAUGCCUUGUUCAGCUCUUUUGUAAAAUGAUAUGGUAUUUUUAUGGCAAUCCUACAAGAAUUAGGGAGCUAUCUAUUAAGAAGCUGAAAUACCAAAAUAAUAAAAAGCCCUUUUCAUAAUUAUUGUCUUUUAGCCUACGUUACUAAUACUAAGAAAAUUGUAUUGGUAAAUAAGGCAGGUUAAAUCCUCCCUCCUGCCUCUGUCAACUGUGCCAUGAGUAGGGGUAUGUAUAGUGGGGUGCUGAAUCUAUUGUCUCCCCCUCCCUUCCACCCAGCAAACGCAAAUGGGGCUCCUAAAUGAUGGGUGAGGGACCUAUUGGCUUUCCCCACCCAGUGGCUGCGGAUGGGGGCUAAUAAUAAAAUGGUUUUCUCCCCCCCCACGACUAGGGGUUUCCAAAAAAAAACUCUGACAGACAUGCAUACCCACUGACAAACACAUAUGCUCAUUCUUUGUCCACACAUAUGCCAGUGUGGGGCCAGCAGUUUGUGGGAGAGGGAUGGUGCAUUGUGUGUUGGUGACAGGGGGAGGGGCAGGGUGUGUGUUGGUGACAGAGGGAGGGGCAGGGUGUGUGUUGGUGACGAGGGGGCGGGCAAUGUGUGUCUGUUGGUAACGGGAGGGCAGGGUGUAUUGGGGGGGGACUGUGUGUUGGUGACUGUGUGGGAGAGGCGGGAAGUGUGUUGGUAACGGGGAUAGGGGGAGUGCAUGUUGGUGAUAGUGGAGGGGGGGAGGAUAGGGUGUGUUGGUGACACACCCUGUUAUAUAAUGGCAAGGGCGGCAAAAUGCUGCACCUGUCAGAGGGCCGUCGGGGCUCCAUGCAAAUUGAGCUAGUAGGGCGGGCAAAGCCUUAUAAAGGUUUCCCACGCUGUGCAAUUUCACUCAGCACUAAGUCAACCAAUCAAAGUGCUUUGAACGGUAAAUCAUAAGAUGGCAAAGUGUGGAAACUUUUAAAACGCUUUCCCUGCUAUCUCAUUCUGCAUGGAACCUCAUCGCUGUGGGUGAACAUGGAUUUAAAAAAAAAUAAUUUAUCAAAACAACAUGGAUUUUUAUAUAGCUUUUUUGGGGGCCUAGAUAAGGACAUCUAAUGGGAAGUAUUUUAUUUUAUAGGUAUUUAGUUGAUUGCCUCCCCCACACUAUUAUUGAGGGGGGAAGGGUAUUUUUUGGGGGGUCCCCUAGUCACAGGUGGGAUUAAGCUGCUGCAUAUUCACAAAGCAGUUAUCUACCAGGCUGAGAGUACUGUGCAUGAAGAAAAUUAGUUCUGUGUGCAUGUAAGUGGAGACUGGCUUGGACAGCUUAGUGAAUAAGCUAGACAUCACUUUAAGACAUUAGUGGGUUGUGUGUGUAGCUCUGGUGCCAAAGCUGAAGAGUGAAUCAUUUUAUAAUUGUGAGUGCAUUUUUUUUUACUAUAUCUAUGUGUGAAUAAAGGGUAUCAUGCUAUCUAAGAGCCCUCUCUGCGCUUACUUUUAAAUAUUAAAAAUUAAAUGUUUAACUUUCCUUUCUUCUGCAGUGGACUUUCCAUCAUCUGUUCGAAUGCAGUUGUUAAUCAAGAUGGCAGACAUAGAGUAAGUCACUUUCUUUUUGAACAUUCAUUUAAAGUUUUAUAAUUUAGGAUGGCUAAGAUUAAUAGCUUAAUGUAAUGCUUCACAAGAAUAUAGACAUUCCCUAUUUUAGUAGUAAUAUUAACAAAGUGUUUGUUUACUUGCUAAAAGUAUGAGAUUUUAGGGAUAAUUUUCUAUAAAAGGAUAACAUUUAAAGGCGGUUAAGAACGGCUUGACUGUUAAAGUAUACCCAUAUGUAUUGUUUUCCAUGUGGAUAUUGAAUUAAUCUUAAUGUAUUUAAAUUGCCUUCAUUUAUUAAAAAGAUGUUAAACAUCAUUAAUGUCUUAUUAUGAAACGUUUUCUAUUGUCUGCACUUGGGGACCGCCGCAGUCUCACCUGCUCUGAUAUUAAAUUGACUCUGGCUAACUCAGGUAGUGUCUAGGAAUUCUAACAUGGUCAGAGAUAGUCACAGUAAUCUGUGAUGGACCGCUGUCACUGAGUACCAUGCCCACCACUUAUUCGCUUGAUUUUCUCUUGUAUCAGGUGUUUCCCCAUGUAUUUUUAUGCCUUUCAUGUAUUGUGCCCUGUUCCCCGUUCAGGAAAAUUCCCCGAUAUCCCAUUUAGAAUGCUCAUUAGAACGUUCCAAAACCACAACGGAAAUCACUAACGAAUGCUCUUCUGGGUGGCUGCCAGUUCGUAUAGCCAAACUUCAGCCAAGGGGAGCAUUCGUAUCAUGAACUGGCUUGCCUGCACGGUUUCAGGUUGUGUCGGGGAUCCCUCUACCUGCUCCUAAAGGAGCCAUAAUUACUGCUUCUCCCUUCCCGGGAGCUGCAAGGCCAGGCUCGUAGCAGCCCAGAAAGCGCUCUCUCCGCUGCUACCUAAGUGGAGUUAUCCACCGAUUGGCGCAAACAAGUUUUGCGCCCUUUCUACUUAGUGAGCGGCGAAAUACCUCUCCUCCCUGAGCGCCGAUUGGCUCGAAUUGGUUUCGCGCCUUUCCCCAUAUUGGUCAUUGCUUGGUUUAGGCGAAGUUUGAAUUGACCAGCCUAAACCACUCAAACCCGUGAAACUAAUUUCGGGAAUAUACAGAGCCACGAACCCAGACUUUAGACUGAUUUCUCGGGCUUAGUACAUCCGAUAGUCCCACUAUUUACAGGGAUCCUAGUUGGGACCCUGGGCUAUCCAGGGAUGGAUGUUUUAUGUGUACCAGGGGCCGGUGCAAGGAUUUCUGCCGCCCCUCAUCUCACUCAUUCACUGACAGACACUCACCUCCCUGGGGUCCAUUGUGGGGCUGCCUCUCACUCCUCCCGCCCGCUGUUUAGUAUGCUAGGGCCAGAAUGAUGUAAUAUUCCGGUUCCGGCAUCACAGAGGGCACGAGGGAGGAGUGAGAGGCUGCAAGAACCCUCACCGCCUGGCUUUUCCGUCCCCCUCUCCUCCGGACUGUCACUGGCAUUUGUUGGCAGAGCAGGCACCUGCCAUCAAGGUAAGCAGGUGCCUGCUCUGCCUUACCUAGCACAGCCUUGGGGGUGCACUGAGGUGGCCAAACGGCCACCUCCUGGCCCCACCUGUGACAGGGCUCCUCUCGGCGCCCCCACCUUCAGGCGCCUUGAGGAUCGGCCCGUGCUGGGGGCGGCUCGAGCCGCUCGCCCAGUGUUGCAGCCCCAGACGGACAGGCAGCCGACCAGGAAACAUCCCGGUGGGCGCCCCCAGCAGGGCGGCGCCCUAGGCGAAUACCUAGCUCGGCACGGUGUGUAACCCUUUUUCUUCCCCUCCCCUAAGUGUUCCCCAUUGUAUAUGAUGUGCUUUACUGUUGUUCUCCCAGGGUGGGUGAUGUCUAUCUGUAAACCGUCCCCCUCCAGCUGGAGACUGAGGGAUUUGUACUGAAAAGAAUGGAGACCCCCCUGUGGGGGUCUGUGUAUAAAUUGCCUGUACCAAUAAAGCAUUGUCAGACCCCCAGAACUGUGUCCUCGUUACUGAGGGGAAGAAAGGGUUAAUCACUGUUCCUGCGUGUGGAGGAUGCAGCAGGGAAAGUCCUUGCAAGGACUAGAGCUUCCUGGACUGAGUGCUGUCCAGUCCCUGGGAGCGCAUAGAGCUAGUUCCCCUACCCAUUUCCAGCUAGGAAGCGGACCACUGGCAGAGGUACCCAGCUGGGGUACAGUUGGCUGCGCCACAGUAUCAGAGAAGAAUUCUUGUGAGAGAUCAGACUUCUCUUAUCCCCUGAAAUCUAAGUGGUAUAGUUAAAGGAGCUCUGUCACCGUCUGGGGUCUGUGCCUAUAUUGAUGGUGACUACUCUGUGUCCUGUGACGCGGGGUGCGUUUUACUUGCCUAAAUCUAUCCCUCGCCGCACAGGCCAUGUUCUUUCUGCUACGAUCCCAUGUCAAUUUUGUACUCUCAUGUAUGUGAGAGUACAACACUGAGAUUUAUGGAGGAUCCUGUGAGAAGCUCCAUAGUUAUUGCCUUUUCCCUACAGAUGUCACUAGUGAAAGCGGAAGUUCUACAUUUUGUCAGGUGUAGGGUCUACUUUGUAUUAGUGUUUCUGUUGACUGAGUUGGAAUUUUAGGGAAAUUCCAGUCAAUGUGACUAUUUAUUAAAGGGACACUAUACCACUGCAGCUCAUGAAAGUGGUCUGGGUGCAGUGUCCCAUCACCCUUAACCUAACGGGUCUUUAGGCAACACUUGGUCGCUAAAUGAAGCUGGACAUUCUCGCAUUAUGCAGGAGUAUGUCCAGCGUCACCAGCAUCCACAUAGGAAAGCACUGAAUAAUGCUUUCCUAUAGGGAAAUUCUAAUGCGAGCAUGGCAUUUGCCACGCAUGUGCAUUAGGUCUCCCGCGCUGCAGGGUUUUUGCAGUCACCCUAUGGCUUUUCACAAUCUGCCCUCUCAGAACUCUGGUUGCAGCCAUUGAUAGCUUCCUUUUUCUGCCCUGUCCAGGUAGUGUAGCCACUGUUCCUUCACCUUUGAACUUUUGUGAGCUAUGCUUCCAACAGUGUCUCUAGGAACAUUCAGUGCCUUUUCUAUAUUUUUGUAUCAUGUUUCUUGUUUGAAGGGUAAGGAUCUCUUCUCUUAACUUGGACCAUCUUUUGACUUGGCCAUAUUUGUAACAUGCAGGCAAAUGUGACAUUCAGCAAAUUCCUAACCAUUUCAGGUGUUCCAGCUCAAGCACCCCUGGUGCAAAUAAUGGAGCCCUUGAUUAGUUGCAUCAGGUGUCCUUGAGACCACACCUGUCUUGCAUAUUUGUGCUGUUGUGAGGGAUUUUAUUCAGGGGGUUGAAUAAUUUUGAGGCUGGAGCAGUCAAACUACUUUUGAAGAAACCAUUUGAAGCAUUCAUUGUGUUGAUCUAUUUUAAUUGCUUUUGUUUGAUUUUGUUCAUUGCAAACAGCUGAAAGUCUGUAGACUGACAACCUGAUUUUCAAUGUGGGUUGAAUUCUUUUGAUUACAAGUGUAUGUUCACUCCAGUUGUUUCAAAGUGUAAACGUUAAUUUUCUACAUCUGAUCUGCUGUUGACAAAGUUUGACAAUUAAAACCUUACCCUUUUGAGGAACGGGCGAAAAGAAAAAAAUCAUGUAAGACUUCAUAUUUGCACCAUAGCUCAUGUGUGCUUAGAUAGUUGUAGUAAAAGUAUUUUUUUUACAUUUAUCUAGACUACAUUAGCAUUUUAAAUCAUGUCUAGUACAUUUUUACCAGGGUCAGCAGGUUACCAAUAUUUGUUAUGUAUUCUAUACAUCAGUUUUUGUUUGUUUGUUUUUAUUCUUUUCAGACACAGAUUGGCUUCAGGAACCAGUGAGAAGCUUCAGCUAAGUUCACUUAUAGCAGCUUUCCAGGUCACCCGAGACAUGAUUGUAGCUGAAGCUUAAAAAAUUAAAUAGAAAGAACUAAUGCCUUGAGAACAUAGAAGGCAAUACUGUACAUGGACAGAGCAAGACCCCUCACACAAAGUUUAAGAAGGAAGAAGACAAUGCCAAAGAGUGCAGACCCCAAAACUUAUUUUUAUUUGGAUACAUCUCUGCACUGUUAGGUGUGAAAGGACCCCUGUUACAACUCAUUUAUGGUCAUAUUUUCUUAUUGAUGCUGACUUGAAAUUAAGGUCUUUAAAUAAAAUCUAUAUUACAGUAUUUGUGCCAGAGAAAACACAAUAUUAGUGGGGUCAUCUGUCAACUUCCCCAGCGCUGAAAGAAUCAGGAUUUUCAAGCCAAACACCAUCAUGAAUAGGAUGGAGAAAAAAAAAAAAAAUCAAGUUAGUAGCACUAAGUAUCGGCAAAGAGCAAAUGAUUUCAAUUGUAUUUUUGGUCCUUUUUACAGUGGAUCUGCAACUUCCAAACAGUUAUAUAACACCACUACUACUAAUGUGGAACCUAUGCCUAACAUUGCUUCAUCUCGCUAAACACAUACAAUGGUAAAUAGCCUAUUGAUCGGCUUCCCCUCCCCCAGGAACAUAACUGAAAGUAUAUUACUUGCGUAUAAGUGCUCCUGUUUUGCUAACGUAGGUUGCUAUCUAAAUAUAUUUUCAGAACAAACUGUGGUUUUCACAGCAUGUCAGGCAGCAGCCUUGUAUGCAAAAUCUAAAACCGAAUUGUAUAAAACAGUUACACAAAUAGCCAAAUGGGGAGAGUGGGAAUCUUCCAUAGUUAUCUUUCUAGUUUUGCUCUUGUGACUUCAAAUGCAAACACUUCUAUUAAAUAAACCUGUAAGAUUUACUUUAUUCUAUGUACAAACUGUACACUGCAGGUUUAUUUAUGAAACAGACACUCCAGACCCUUAACAGGAGGUGCCCCUUUACCCAGUUCCUAAAAGGGCAUAUUUUAAGAGAAAUCGUCACUUUAAAUAUUUAGGAAUGCUCACUGACUGUCAUAUGGACAUCCAGAAUUUUUUUUUUUGGGGGGGGGUGUUCUGCACUUGUGAUGGAAGUGAGAGCUUUCAUACAUAAUUUGUUUAAUGCUUCCCUGUAGGACGUUAUUGAUGCAUUCACCAUGAAGAGACUGUGGCCACAAAGUCUCCCAGGGUGGAACAGAUCAGUUUUUUUAGAGAGGGCUUGCUGUUUAGGGAGGACUUUGAGGGAGAGAGGGUGUGUUAUGCCCUGGCAUCUAGUACAGUAAAGGAACACUCCAGACACCAUAACUUAAUUAGCUUACUCUUAAGGGUUAAAUCACAAAGGAUUCACACACUGAUUGCUCUGCCCCGUUCUUCCACUGCUCAGAAUCUUGAUGAGUAAGCCUCGGCCCUGAGUACCACUUAUUGGCUUAGAACCGCCGUUGACACCCUUAGCCAUUCAUCAGCACUCCUAGCCAAGGGUACCUGUUGCAAGAUUCUGAGCAACGGAAGGACCGGCAGGGCAAUUGGAUACUGGACUUUGGGGUUAGACUGCUCAUGAGCAGUUUAACUCCUAAAUGUAAGCUAUUACCAGAAAUUCUUCAUUCCACUGAAGUUGCUAUGGUGUCAUGGAUGUUCAUUUAACAGAGCAUUGCUGAUUAAAAGUAAGAUUAGGGGAAGGAAUAGAAUAUCUACCUCCAUUAGGAAUUAAUCAGUCAAUAGCAAUCUGUAACAUGCAAUCUAUUUAGAUAACCUAAAACAUAACACAAUAUACAAUCACUCUACGGUGUUUACACUCCUCCCCCUCCCCCCAACAUAUCAUCCAAUUAAGUUGUACUUUAUUCAGACACUAACUAGUGUAUGGGUAGUCCACACACUUAAGUGCUUGAAGUUAAAGGGAAGAUGUUAUUUCUUCCUAAAGAUUUAAAUUAAUAGAACCCCUCCAGGAGGACUAAAAUAAGGAAUUCUAUCCUCCACUAGCUGAGUUAAUCAUUACUAAUGGGGGUUAUACUGUGCAGCAAUAUGCAUCUCUAUGGGGAGCAUGCGGACUGUUGAAAGAGUGCAGGACACUAUAGAAGCAAAGCUAAUCGCUGUCUGAGUAACCAUCAAAGAUGUUUUUAGGCAAAAAGGUAAACACUGCCUUUUCACAGACAAGGCAGGUUUUUUUUUUUUUUUUGUUAAAAUGCUAGGGUAGACAAAAACUACUCCUUUAGGCUGGUUCUGGUACUUUAACCCCUUAAGGACACAUGAUGGAAAUAUUCCAUCAUGAUUCCCUUUUAUUUCAGAAGUUGUGUCCUUAAGGGGUUCAAAUAGGACCUUCUUAAACUGGUAUCUUGAAACCCAUAUUAGCCUGAUUAAAGGAUUUUAUUUUAACCUUUAGAACCAUAGGUUAGUUAAAUCCUUUUAUAAUGACAUGCCUGAUAUGUUAGUCAUACAUUUUCUAUAGCUACAGCAUGGGUUGGACAAGCCCUAUUUUCAGUUACUUGCCACAUCAUUUAUAUACAUGGCAAAACUGUAUAAACAAUUAAAAAAAAGUUUAACAUGGGGUAUCUUACUCUAAUUUUCUUUCAUUACAUCAGUUUAGGGAUAAAUGUUCUCAGUGCUGUAUGAGAGUCUUGGAACCUUUAAGAGUUAUUUAGUACCUGUACACCAGUUCAGGAUUACAUUUAGGCCUUGAAUUUGCUACCAUUUGUAAAGUUAGUGCUUACUUAGUUAAAUUAAAAUGAUCGCUUUAUACAUAAGUGCAAAUGUACACAUUCACAUUAUAGGAUUUAAGGAAUGGUCGUCCUUAGGCCAAAAAAAAAAAAAAAUACUAGCAGAUUGCCAGAGCCUUGCUUCUUAUUAAAUCCAAUAUCUAGCAGCCAAACUUAUGUGUACUAUAGAAUUCCUAUGUAAUUAACAUUGUUCUCAUGAGUAUGAAGACCAAUAUCUUUUAUGGCAUACAGUACUCUGUAACGCCAUACGUAGUCUCUGACCAAGUAGCUCCAGCCUGAUAAGUAAAAAUUAAUUAUUUUUGCCCUAGCAGCAUUUUUAGAAGUUGUUUCUAAAUUUAAACAGAACAGGAAAAAAAAAGUAAAUUAUGAAAUUGCAUCCAUUGUGGAGAUAUGUACAGUAAAGCAGUACAUAUUAUGCAAUACGGUUAAGAGAACCAGGAAGUCUGGUUUAUCCUUAAAAACAAAAAUUCAUUACAUCACUGAACAUACACAUCUCAUGUUUGCUGCAAAAAGGAGCACGCAAGUUAUUUUAAGGGGCUUUUCUAACCUUGGAAGCCGCUUUAAAGUGACCUAAUCAUCAAAUUUCAUUGUUUUUAAAUACAGAUAAUUCGGUCGGUUUUCUCAACUUAUGAUGCAGAAACAUUUGUUUUGUAACUUUUUUUUUUUUUUUAGAUUCCUUUUGCACAUUUUCUAUGACUAACUUUUGCAAUUUCUGGUGAUUAGUGAGAUUUAUUAGUGGAAUCUGCAUCUGUUGUUGGUGGUUUAAAUAAUGUCAAGUGCUGUAAGUCCAUUUUAGCAUUCCUUGUGCUGGGUGAGGCUAAAGAUUAGUCCUAUAUGUAAGAAAAUCCUUCAUUUUGCCUGGAAUGGGCAGAGCAAGAACCUGGUAGGUGGUAAGAAAGCAGCGUAAUGCUUUACGACAUAGGUGUCGAAGUGAAGAGAGAACUUUGGGGGCUGUCCAGAACUGCACAUAUCCAUCUCUAUUUCUGUAAGGUAGAAGGUAAAAUUAUAAAAAGGUUAGAGUGAGGAAACUGGAGAAGAACAUGCCACACUGAAGUAGAUCAAGCCAUUUGUAUAGAUAAUGACCUAAAGUACCAUAUAUACUAGAGUAUAAGUCGACCCGACUAAAAGUCGAGACCCCUAAUUUUACCCCCAAAAACUGG
Molecule: messenger RNA, 30149 nt
Organism: Pelobates cultripes (western spadefoot toad)
Lineage: Eukaryota; Metazoa; Chordata; Amphibia; Anura; Pelobatidae
Source: the annotation of a GenBank genome assembly